CGGGGCGGGCGGCAGGGGAGGGCUCGAGGCGGUUGGUUGGAGCGUCGCAGCACCGGAGAGGUCCGGGAAAGUUUCUUUGGAGGUGCGCCCGGGAUCCGCCAUGUCCCACGGCUCCAAGCAGCCCGGCGCGGCGGCCGCGACUCAGGCCCCCACGCUGCUGCCAGAUCCGCCGUCAGAGUGGGGGGUGGAGGUGACCCUGGCGUCCCAUGGCUCCAGGCCGGCGGGUGGCAAGGCUCCUGGACAGCAUGGGGGCUUCGUGGUCUCUGUCAAGCAAGAGCGCGGCGAGGGCCCGCGGGCCGGCGAGAAGGGGUCCCAGGAAGAGGAGCCGGUGAAGAAGCGUGGCUGGCCCAAGGGCAAGAAGCGGAAGAAGAUCCUGCCGAACGGUCCCAAAGCACCGGUCACUGGCUACGUGCGCUUCCUGAAUGAGCGGCGCGAGCAGAUCCGCACGCGCCACCCGGACCUGCCCUUUCCCGAGAUCACCAAGAUGCUGGGCGCCGAGUGGAGCAAACUGCAGCCGGCUGAGAAGCAGCGGUACCUGGACGAGGCUGAGCGGGAGAAGCAGCAGUACAUGAAGGAGCUUCGGGCGUACCAGCAGUCGGAAGCCUACAAGAUGUGCACCGAGAAGAUCCAGGAAAAGAAGAUCAAGAAAGAGGACUCUGGCUCCGGGCUCAUGAAUACUCUCUUGAAUGGACACAAGGGUGGGGACUGCGAUGGCUUCUCCAGCUUCGACGUCCCCAUUUUCACUGAAGAGUUCUUGGACCAAAACAAAGCGCGGGAGGCGGAGCUGCGGCGCUUGCGGAAGAUGAACGUGGCCUUCGAGGAGCAGAAUGCGGUGCUGCAGAGGCACACGCAGAACAUGAGCAGCGCGCGCGAGCGCCUGGAGCAGGAGCUGGCGCUGGAAGAGCGGCGGAUGCUGGCGCUGCAGCAGCAGCUCCAGGCCGUGCGCCAGGCGCUCACUGCCAGCUUCGCCUCGCUGCCAGUGCCGGGCACGGGCGAGACGCCCACGCUCAGCACGGUGGAUUUCUACAUGGCCCGGCUGCACGGUGCCAUCGAGCGCGACCCUGCCCAGCAUGAGAAGCUCAUCGUUCGUAUCAAGGAGAUCCUAGCCCAGGUCCCCAGUGAGCACCUAUGAGGGCAUCGGCCACCCUGGGGAUCCAGAGAAGACCAAGCUCUGGUCAUGGCCCCUCCCUCACCCCCACCCAUUGGAGGAGGGGUGGGGGUCUACCCUUUGGGGCCAGGCCUGAUCCUGCACCUUGGGGGCUCCAGCCCCCCUAAAACUAAAUUUCUGUAGCAUCCCUUUAGAUUUCAACCUCCCCAGUACCUGGAACCCAGAGAAGUCACCCGCCAUGCACAACGAACAUAGACCCCCAUGACCUCACAGGGCACAUCACGGUCCAGGGACACGGGAACACCACCCGUGAGCAGCAUAACCCAGGACAGGGACUCAGCAGCUCACACACCUGGUGUGGGGAGGGUGACAGGCUACACCAGCUCUCCAAGACCCGCGCCAGGACACAGGACAGAGCAAACCCACACUUGACACGCUGGGCGGGACUCCCUGAAGGUGCUGACCACAAGUGCCCCACACAGGCAGGCACUCUGUGGGACACGCUCACACUUGGGCAGGGCCCUCUGCUUGUCACCCUCAAAUUCCUGCACCCCAGGAUGGUGGUGCUGGUACUGACCACCCUGUCUAGCCGAGGGACGCUAGUGGAGGCAGCCCCUUUGCCACCAUUUAAUCUGACUUUUUAAAUUAAAAAAAAAAGUUGAAUUUGAA
Messenger RNA from Rhinolophus ferrumequinum (greater horseshoe bat), 1777 nucleotides. RefSeq names its product high mobility group 20B (gene HMG20B). The transcript has 10 exons. Gene Ontology annotation, cellular component: nucleus. Bases 101 to 1132 code for a protein of 343 amino acids. The record is from RefSeq and is a predicted model, not a curated record. Gene Ontology annotation, biological process: regulation of gene expression. Lineage: Eukaryota; Metazoa; Chordata; Mammalia; Chiroptera; Rhinolophidae.